Grosmannia clavigera kw1407 is the source of this 723-nucleotide messenger RNA. RefSeq names its product 37S ribosomal protein rsm25. Gene Ontology annotation, molecular function: structural constituent of ribosome. The transcript is spliced from 2 exons. The coding region runs from base 1 to 723 and encodes 240 amino acids. NCBI's taxonomy places the organism in Eukaryota, Fungi, Ascomycota, Sordariomycetes, Ophiostomatales, Ophiostomataceae. Gene Ontology annotation, cellular component: mitochondrial small ribosomal subunit. The record is from RefSeq and is a predicted model, not a curated record.
AUGGGCCGCCAGUUCCGCGCCGCACGUGUCGCCCAGACCGUGCGGAAGGGCCUUGGGAUUCCCCUCACGCCGCGCCUUCGAGACACGGCGCCACCAUGGCUGCACGUGGUCGAGACCAUUCCGCCGGCCGAGAUUCUGACCCGGACGAUCCCUGUGGCGCAUCAUGCGCCCGAUCCGCACAUGCGCAAGCCACGGCGGACGUACCGGCCACAGCGCAUCGUGUACGAGGAAGACGAGCUGCGACAGACCUUCUUCCGCGAUCAUCCGUGGGAGCUGGCACGGCCGCGGGUUGUCGUCGAGAUGGACGGCAAGGAUGCACGACUGUACGACUGGAGCCGGGGGCUGGUCCAGCCAGGACUGCCUCUAGGGGGAGAGUGCGUGGUCCAACGACAGCUCUGGAUGAUGCACAAUGCCGGUAUGACCAAGGAGCAGGCCUACGAUGCGGCCCGCCGCGAGUUUUAUGCCCUGCGCCACCAGGAGGAGGUGGAGCGGCGUGUCGCCCAGGAGGAGGCCCGCAUGGUCGGCGCCUACUUUGGCAAGUCGGCCCUGCAGUUCGGCAUGGACCUGGAGGACAACACGUACGAGCGCUGGAAGACCUGGGCCGCCGGCGAGACGGCCAAGAUUGAGGCUGAGCGCAGCCGUGCGUACGUGACGUUUGGCACCGAGGCUGCCGAGGAUGCCGACGCGGCCGAAGGCGAUGCGAGCGCAAAGCAGGCCGAGUAG